CCAUCAUUGACUGAAGAACAGUCUUUGAAACGUCGACGUGGAUCGAAGAACCAACAUUACUUGAUUAUGAAGCAGAGGAAGAAGUAGAAGAGGAAGAAACUACGGAAAAGGAAAAGGACGACGAAAUGGAAGUGGCCGUAAAACACGCAUCAGAUGACGAAGAGGAAGACGAAAUUAAAUUAGAAACAGAAGACAGCGAUGUUGACAACAGAGAAGAAGAGAGAAGACCCGAAGGCAUUGCUGUAGACAAGAUCGAUCCCAGUGACUUUGAAGUGAUCGAAAUCGUGGAAGUGCCAGCCAAAGGGAAGAAGAAGAAGGACAAGAAGAAAGUGCAUAUCCACACCGGCGAGGAAGCGGUAGAUGUCCUCCACAAACUGGCCGAGGAACAGAUGUCCAAGCACGCAGGCGAGACAACGAAGACCCCCAAACCACCAUCUUACCAGUGGCACGCUGGCAACUGGUCCGAGUGUAGCGUGGAGUGUGGCGGAGGCGUGAGUACCCGAACUGUGGAGUGCAGAAACCAGGUCACCGCAACUCUUGCAGAUCCACGUUUGUGUGACCUGUUCCCGCCCAUCGACCUGAAGUCCUGCAACACCGUGGAGUGCGCGGACUGGGAGGUCGGCGCGUGGGGCGAGUGCGAGGGCGAGUGCGACCUGGGGGAGAGGCAGAGGGCCGUGUCGUGUCCUCCUGAACGUCGCUGCUCCCCCGACGCGCGACCCCCUGAGGCCGAGCCCUGUGAGCUCCGGCCCUGCCUCGCGUGGGUGGAGGGACCCUGGAGCCUGUGCACCAAGUCGUGUGGAGGAGGCUUUCAGUUCCGCCACGUGAAGUGCGUAGACGUGCGGACACAGGAAGAGGUGCGGACGUGCAGUCGUGACUCGAAACCGAAGCAGAAAUUGGCGUGCAACAAGCACCGUUGCCCGAAGAACAGACGAGGUCAUCAGAAAAGGUGUCGUGACCGCUUGGAUACCAAACUGUGCAAGAGGCUCAAGCGGAUGUGUACCACCAAGUUCUUUGCGAUCAAAUGUUGUAGGACUUGUUUGGGGAGCCACUGAUGACGUCACGCUAUUGGUGAUGACAUUGCGCGAACGGACUGAUGGCGUUCGUAGAUUCACCGGAUGCAGCCG
Molecule: messenger RNA, 1124 nt
Organism: Penaeus vannamei (Pacific white shrimp)
Lineage: Eukaryota; Metazoa; Arthropoda; Malacostraca; Decapoda; Penaeidae
Source: RefSeq, a predicted model, not a curated record